Mercurialis annua (annual mercury) is the source of this 698-nucleotide messenger RNA. RefSeq names its product protein EPIDERMAL PATTERNING FACTOR 2. The record is from RefSeq and is a predicted model, not a curated record. NCBI's taxonomy places the organism in Eukaryota, Viridiplantae, Streptophyta, Magnoliopsida, Malpighiales, Euphorbiaceae. Gene Ontology annotation, biological process: stomatal complex development; guard cell differentiation. The coding region runs from base 105 to 449 and encodes 114 amino acids. The transcript has 2 exons.
UUCUUAUAUUAUAUACCUCAAAUAUAUUUCUUCCUUUUUUUAUAUAUUCCUUUUCUAUGUAUAUCAAAUUUGCGUAAUUUUCAUUAGAACAAGAAAAGAGAAACAUGAAAUCCUCAUUUGAAAGUGGAGCUCACAAAUGUAUGCGUCUUCUUCUUAUUUUCAUGGCACUCAUUGUCGGAAAAGAAGCCCUAAGACCUCAUCAUUUAGAUAUUUCAGUGAGAAUUGGGAAAGAAGUUGCAUCAAGUAAGAAUGAAGAGGCAAGAGAUCAAGAACUGGGAAUGGAACUGUAUCCGACCGGUUCGAGCCUGCCGGAUUGUUCCCAUGCCUGUGGACCUUGCUUUCCAUGCAAGAGAGUGAUGGUGAGCUUCAAAUGCUCCAUCGGAGAAUCUUGCCCUAUUGUCUACAGGUGUAUGUGUAAAGGCAAAUAUUACCAUGUCCCUUCAGCUUAAUCAAAAUUAUGCACCUCGUCUCAAAGGCGGAAUCAGGACUAAGACAGACCAUCAUCUUUAUUUUAUAGCCGCCCAAUUGAUUUUUUUUUCGAUUAUAUUUCUCUCAUUUUUAAGUUAUUAUUUUUUGAUUGUCUCAUCUCUCUCUCUCUCUUCUUGAUUCAGAUGUUCUUUUACAAAAACAAUUGCCGUUCCAUUGUUGUAUUUUAUGAUUAGUAAUUUGAACAUUAAUGAGCAUGCAUUUUGCUGUUA